Messenger RNA from Rhododendron vialii, 2013 nucleotides. RefSeq names its product ankyrin repeat-containing protein BDA1-like. The transcript has 2 exons. Bases 84 to 1571 code for a protein of 495 amino acids. Gene Ontology annotation, molecular function: protein binding. The record is from RefSeq and is a predicted model, not a curated record. NCBI's taxonomy places the organism in Eukaryota, Viridiplantae, Streptophyta, Magnoliopsida, Ericales, Ericaceae.
ACUGCAAACGGCUGAGAAUGGAGUCAAUGGACUAUGAUCAGAUGUCCCCACCAAGUUGAUGACUUGGGCAACUCUGGUGUGCUAUGAAGAAGAGGACUAGAGGAGGGGAGCCACAAGUCAGAGAGAGAGAGAGAGAGAGAGAGAGAGAGAGAAUGGAGCAGCGCCUUUGUGAAGCAGCAAUUAGAGGGGAUGUAGAAUCAUUGCGCGAAAUAACGAGACAAGAUGCACUGAUUCUGGAGCAGCGCCUUUGCGAAGCAGCAAUUAGAGGGCAUGUAGAAUCAUUGCCCGAAAUAACGAGAGAAGACGCACUGAUUCUCGAUAAAAUUGUGGUGGGGUGUUUCAACGGGAAAAGUCCCCUGCACAUAGCCACAUCGUGCGGGAAAGCACCCUUUGUGAACGAACUCCUGCGUCUCAAGCCAGAGCUUGCCGAAGUCUUGGACUCGGACCGACGCUCCGCCCUCCACUUGGCGUCAGCCAAAGGGCACGCCGAGAUUGUCAAAGCACUAGCGAAUGUGAGCCCCGACAUGUGCCUUGUUCGCGAUCGAGACGGUAAUAUCCCUCUUCACAUUGCGGCUGCAAAAGGAAAAGUCAAUGCCUUGGAUUGUUUGUUGCGAACGUGUCGCAGAUCGGCUCGAGUCAGGCUGGAUCGGGACGGGAGCACAGUCUUACACUUGUGUGUAAAGCACGAUAAGUUAAACACUCUGAAACUGCUGCUCGAGCUGAUGAGAGGUGAAGAGUUUGUCAAUGCCAAGGAUAACGAUGGCAACACCAUUCUGCAUUUAGCUGUCUUGGAUCAACAACUCGAGAUCAUAAUGCAUGUGCUUAAGAACAGCAAAAUAGACGUCAAUGCAAAAAAUGCAAGUGGGCAUACAGCAUUGGAUAUUCUUUUUUUAGCUGAUGAAGGAUCUGAGUCGAAAGAUUUGGAUCGGAAGAUUGAAGACUUUCUUCGAGAGGCAAAAGCUAAAAGAGCAAAGGAUCUCGUACAUAGUGAUUGGCUUACGAAGAAAAGAGACGCAUUAAUGAUUGUGGCAUCACUUAUUGCGACUAUGGCAUUUCAAGCCGGGGUGAACCCUCCGGGCGGUGUUUGGCAAGAAGACUCGGAAAAACAUAAAGCUGGGGAAGCUGUCAUGGCUUCUAAUUAUGCGAAAACAUACCCAUACUUCCUACGUUCUAACACAAUAGGAUUCGUCGCGUCGUUGAGCACAAUUUUGUUGCUCAUUAGCGGGUUGCCAUUCAAGAGAAAGGGUUUCAUGUGGAUUUUGGUAAUGAUCAUGUGGUUGGCAAUCACAUCAAUGGCAUUUUCUUACGCGUUUGCCAACAUCGUGAUCACUCCAAAAAAAGACAGGCAUUCGCUAAGUAAAACCAUUGAAAUUGCAGUCAUAGUCUGGUGCGGCGUGAUGGCACUUAAUUUGCUUGUUCCCAUGGUUCGAUACAUAACAGGUUUACUGCAAGAGCGAAGGAGGCGAACUCAGGCCAUUGACAGGAUAUUAAGCCCACGCCGACCACAGAGAACAACGUCAACAGAUCGUCCAAAUGGAGCUAAUGGAAGUCAUCAUGAGGCCGAUGUAUGAUCUUUAAUCUCAAGGUGACAGUGUGGGACCUCGUAUCGCAGUUGCCAAAUCACACCAAGCCAUUUUGAAGUACACACAGAUGCAUCAGACUAUGCCAUAGGCGGUGCGCUAGUACAAUAAGGUAAGCCUAAUCGCAUAUGAUAGCCGAAAGCUCAAUUUGUUGGGCUUGGAGGAUUCCACUUAAACCUCCUCUCGUUUAGUUCCUUGCCUGGGGUAGUAGCUAUAUGUUGGCUGGUGUAGCUUUUUGUUGGUAGUUUUUGUGGUUCUGUUUAGGGUUUUUUCUGUGUCUGCUAUAUAUGUUGUUGCUUUGAUAGCUUUGUUUUGGUGUUUUUGGACUGGAAAUGUUUUUCCAAGAGGUGGUGUUUUUGUAGACAUGUAUGGUUGUGUUACGAAAUAGAAUCUUAUAUUACUUGAAAGUGGAAUGAGUGAUCACUUAAUAACA